GACUGGCACCAACGAGUCGGUGGCGGGAAAGGCUGCGCCGGUCUCCUGAGGCCUGCUGGCUCCGCCGGGAUCCUGCGGACCCGCGGGGAGCGGACCUCUGUCUCCCCUGUCUUCAUCUACCUUACCUCUCUAUUGGCUGGCCCACUGUUGUGUGGACUUGUACAUGAUGAAUUGUGAACUUCUAGCUACAUGUGGUGCCCUUGGGUACUUGGAGGGAGACACUUACCACAAGGAACCAGAUUGCUUGGAGAGCGUGAAGGAUUUAAUUCGCUACUUGAGGCAUGAGGAUGAGACGCGAGAUGUGCGGCAGCAGCUGGGGGCAGCCCAGAUCCUGCAGAGUGACCUCCUACCCAUCCUUACCCAACACCGCCAGGACAAGCCUCUCUUUGAUGCUGUUAUCAGGCUGAUGGUGAACUUGACACAGCCAGCCUUGCUCUGUUUCGGCAGUGUACCCAAGGAGCCCAGCUUCCGGCACCAUUUUCUGCAGGUGCUAACUUAUCUGCAGGCCUACAAAGAGACCUUUGCCAGUGAGAAGGCUUUUGGGGUCCUCAGUGAAACCUUGUAUGAACUGCUUCAGCUGGGCUGGGAGGAACGGCAGGAAGAAGACAACUUGCUGAUUGAGCGGAUCUUGCUGCUGGUUAGAAACAUUCUCCAUGUCCCAGCUGACCCUGAUCAGGAGAAGAGUAUCGAUGAUGAUGCCAGUGUUCAUGACCAACUUCUCUGGGCAAUUCACCUCAGUGGCCUGGACGACCUGCUCCUCUUCCUGGCCAGCUCGUCUGCUGAGCAGCAAUGGAGCCUGCAUGUACUAGAGAUCAUCUCCCUUAUGUUCCGUGACCAGAACCCUGAGCAGCUGGCAGGAGUAGGGCAGGGACACUUAGCUCAGGAGCGGAGCACAGAUGUGGCAGAACUGGAGGUGUUGCGGCAGCGAGAGAUGGCAGAAAAGAAGACUCGAGCCCUUCAGCGAGGCAACAGGCAUUCUCGAUUUGGGGGCUCCUACAUUGUCCAGGGGCUGAAAUCCAUUGGGGAGAGGGACGUCAUCUUUCACAAGGGUCUUCACAAUCUCCAAAAUUACAGUUCAGAUAUGGGAAAACAGCGGCGAAGGGUGCCUAAACGUCGCCAAGCUGCCCAGGAGCUGUCCACUCAACGCCGCUCUGCCCUCAAUGUGCGACUCUUCCUCAGAGACUUCUGCUCAGAAUUCCUAGAGAACUGUUAUAACCGGCUCAUGGGCUCCGUGAAGGAUCACCUGCUUCGAGAGAAAGCUCAGCAGCAUGAUGAGACCUACUACAUGUGGGCCUUGGCUUUCUUCAUGGCCUUCAACCGAGCUGCCACCUUCCGGCCAGGCCUGGUUUCUGAGACCCUUAGUGUCCGGACCUUCCACUUUGUUGAGCAGAACCUCACCAACUACUAUGAAAUGAUGCUGACUGACCGCAAGGAAGCCGUCUCCUGGGCACGCCGGAUGCACCUGGCUCUGAAGGCCUACCAGGAGUUGCUAGCCACAGUGAAUGAGAUGGAUACGUCCUCGGAUGAGGCUGUGAGGGAGAGCAGCCGCAUCAUCAAGAACAACAUUUUCUAUGUGAUGGAAUACCGAGAACUAUUCCUGGCACUCUUCCGAAAGUUUGAUGAGAGAUGCCAGCCCCGCUCCUUCCUUCGUGACCUGGUGGAAACAACCCACCUCUUCCUCAAGAUGUUGGAGCGAUUUUGUCGGAGCCGCGGGAACUUGGUGGUGCAGAAUAAACGAAAGAAGAGAAAGAAGAAGAAGAAGGCCCUAGACCAGCCUUCUGCUUCUAAUAAUAUCCCAUGUAGCCUAGAGGAACUGGAGGCCACGUGGCCAGCCUUGGCUGAGCAGCUGCUGUGCUAUGGCCAGGCUCCUCAGCUCAGUUUGGACUCCGUGGUUCCCUUUGAUGCGGCCUCAGAGGUGCCAGUGGAAGAGCAGCGGGCAGAAGCCAUGGUGCGGAUUCAAGACUGUCUCCUGGCUGGCCAGGCCCCACAGGCCCUGAGCCUUCUCAGGUCUGCCCGAGAGGUGUGGCCAGAAGGGGAUGUAUUUGGCUGUCAAGAUAUUUCCCCAGAGGAAGAGAUCCAGCUGCUGAAACAGAUCCUCUCUGCUCCACUUCCCCGGCAGCAGGGACCAGAGGAACAAGGGGCAGAGGAGGAAGAUGAAGAAGAAGAGGAAGAGGAGGAGUUGCAAGUAGUCCAGGUGUCAGAAAAAGAAUUUAAUUUUCUGGACUAUCUGAGACGCUUUGCGUGCUCAACCGUAGUCCGAGCCUACGUGCUGCUGAUGCGGAGCUACAAGCAGAAUAGUGCCCACACUAACCAUUGUGUUGUCAAGAUGCUGCAUCGGCUGGCCCAUGACCUCAAAAUGGAAGCCCUGCUUUUCCAGCUGUCACUCUUCUGCCUCUUCAAUCGUCUGCUUAGUGACCCUGCCGCUGGGGCCUACAAAGAGCUAGUGACGUUUGCCAGGUACAUUUUGGCCAAGUUCUUUGCAUUGACUGCAGUCAACCAAAAAGCCUUCGUUGAGCUGCUGUUCUGGAAGAACACAGCUGUGGUUCGAGAGAUGACUGAGGGCUAUGGGUCCCUGGAUGGCGGGUCUUCUAGUCGCAGGCCCCCUAUGUGGAGCCCAGAGGAGGAGGCCCAGCUUCGGGAACUAUACCUCGCCCAUAAGGAUGUGGAAGGUCAAGAUGUGGUAGACGCCAUCCUGGCACACCUGCCUACUGCUCCUCGAACACGCAAGCAGAUCAUCCAUCAACUGGUACGGCUGGGACUGGCUGACAGUGUCAAGGACUUCCAAAGGAAAGGAACUCAUAUUGUAUUAUGGACAGAAGAUCAGGAGCUGGAGCUGCAACGGCUUUUUGAGGAGUUCCAGGACUCAGAUGAUGUCCUGGGUCAUAUCAUGAAGAACAUCACAGCCAAACGCUCCCGGGCCCGAAUAGUGGAUAAGCUGAUGGCCCUGGGGCUGGUGACUGAGCGGCGGGAGCUGUACAAGAAACGCCGGAAGAAGUUGGCACCCUCCAGCUCGCCCAAUGGAGAGGAGUCUCUGAAAAAUUUUUGCAAGGAAGAUACUGAAGAAGAUAACCUGUCAGAGGAAAAGAGUGAAGAAGAGGAAGAAGAGGACCUGGGAGCAGAUCAAGCCCAGGGUAGCUCAGUCCUCCCAACUGAAGACCUUGGGCAAAACCUGCAUCAGGAAGGCUUUUCUGCUCCCCUCCUAUGGCUCCAGAACUGCCUGAUUCGAGUAGCAGACGAUCGGGAAGAGGAUGGCUGCUCCCAGUCAGUUCCAUUGGUGCCAUUGACAGAAGAAAAUGAGGAAGCAAUGGAAAAUGAACAAUUUCAGCAGCUGUUAAGCAAGCUAGGGGUUCAGCCCCCUGCCUCUGGGCAGGAAACCUUCUGGCGAAUUCCAGCCAAGCUAAGUCCCACUCAUCUCCGGAGACUAGCAGCUUCUUUGAGUCAACGAAAGGAAGAGGAAAAGCUGCAACCAGAGCUAGAACUUGAAAUCCAUGGAGAACAAGGGCCUGGUGAGGAACACCGAGCACAAGCCCUGAGGGCCCUCCUGUUAGCCCGGAAAAAGAAAGCAGGCCUGGCGUCCCCAGAGGGUAACAGCAGGACUGCUUCUCUAUUAAAGGAAGGGGCUACUGAUGGGAAAGAGCAGCUGAAGGCAGCACCCAAGAAGCGACAACUGCUGGACAGUGAUGAGGAACAGGAGGAAGAUGAGGGCAGGAGCAAAGCACCAGAGGUGGGAGCUCCAGGAAUCCAAAAGAAGAAACGGUUUCACAUUGAGGAUGAAGAUGAAACUGACUGAAGAGCGAGAGCCUAGGGGUGGAGACAGGCUCGUUUACAGAUGAUGAAUUUAAGUCAGAGUUGGGAGGGUCAUACAGGAGCCAAGAACUCUCUUAUUGGACCAAAGCAAUAGAUUUAGGGCCCAGGAAUUUCAUGCAACAGUGUUGGAUUUCUCUGCACCCAUUUUUUAUUUCUUUCAGUUUUAUCAGUAUGCCCUGGAGACUUACUCCUUUUAUCUCUAUGCCAGUAAUUACUAGAGCCCCUUAUCUAAUGAGUGAGCGAAUGAAUAUAGAGGGCACUCUGGACUGCCUUAUUGGUGUGUGCCUUUUGGGUUUCUGCUGGAGGUGGGUCACAGCACCGGAUGGGAACUUUAUGACAUCAUGAUAGGUGAGGAUUUUACAUCAUUUUUAAGAGACCAGAUGCCCGCACGCUGAUUUUCUUUCUUGUGAUCACACCAUAGACCCCUGAUUUAGGCCAGCCCCGAAAGUUGAUGUAGGGUUGGAAUGUGCUAAUCUCCAGCUGAUGAAUGUGUUGUUUGUGGUUGGCAUUGAAUUAAACAAGUAAAAUUAAAAAUAGCUAACCUUGGUCUGUCUUGGCAAUCUGUCCAAGUCCCCCAGCCCUCCACCUGCUGUGCUCUUGGAAGAAGAACUGUACUUAGAGUUAAAAGAAAUCAUCUGCCCUUCCUUUUUUCUGCUUUCUUUUUCCGCCUUAUAGAAUACACAAAAACUCACCUUAGGAUCCUUUGUCUAGGAUAAAUCUUUAGAGUAACCAUAGUAUGCAACAGGAAGAAUCCACUGGUAACCACUAAUAAACCUCUGUCUGUAUGCGUUGGCCUAUUCUGGGUAUUUCAUAUAAGUGGGAUUGUAAUAAUAUUUGUCCUUUGUGUGUCUGGCUUAUUUCAUUCAGCAUAAUGUUUUCAAGCUUCAUCCAUGUCAUAGCAUAUAUCAGAACUUCAUUUCUCUUUAUGGCUGAAUAAUAAUCCAUUUUAUGUAUAUACCACAUUUUGUUCAUUCAUCUCUUGAGGGACACUUGGGUUGUUUUCACCUUUUGGCUAUUAUGAAUAAUGCUACAGUGAACACUGAGGUACAAGUAUCUGUUUGAGUCCCAGCUUCCUAGUUUUUUUGAUAUAUACCUAGAAGUGGAAUUACCAAAUUCUAUGCUUAACUUUUUUUUUCUUUCCUAUGUAAAAUGUUUCUUAUGACACUUUUGUAUGUUAACUUCCUUAGUUGAAUUUUCCUGACAUAAGCCCAAACCAAGCCCACUGCCACUGAGUUGAUUCCAACUCAUGAGCGACCCUAUAUGCCAGAGUAGAACUACCCCACGGGGUUUCCAAGGCUAUAAUCUUUAUGGAAGCAGACUGCCACAUCUUUCCGCUAUGGAGCGGCUGGUGAGUUCACAUAAAUCUCCAUGCUUUCAGUUAGCAGCUGAGUGCUUAACCACCGUACCACCAGUGGUUAACUUUCUGAGGAACCACCCAACUGUUUUUCCAUAGCAGCUGUGCAAUUUUACAUCCCACCAGCAGUAUAUGAGGGUUCCAUUUUCUCCACAUCCUCACCAGCACUUGUUAUUUGGUAUAUGAUGUUAGCUGUGGGUUUUUCAUAGAUGCCAUUUAUUAUGUUGAGGAAGCUCUAUUCCUGGUUUUGUUUUGUUUUUAUCGUGAAAGGGUGUUGGAUUUUGUCAGAUGCUUUUUUUGUAUUGAUUGAGAUGAUCGUGUAGUUUGUUUGUUAACAUGACGUAUUACAUUGGUUGAUUUUCAUUUGUUGAACCACCUUGCGUUCCUGGGAUAAAUCCACUUGGUCAUGGUGUACAGUCCUUUUAAUAUGCUCCUGGAUUCCUUCGGCUCUUACUGUAUUGGGGAUUUUUGUGUCUAUUUUCAGAGGGGAUAUUGAUCUGUACUUUUCUUUGGCAUCUUCAGUUUUGGAAUCGGUGUAAUGCUGGUUUCAUAGAGUGAGUUAGAAAGUGUUCCCUCUUUUUUUUUUUUUUUUGAAAGAGUUUGAAAAGGAAUGGUGUUAUUCUUCUUUAAAUAUCUGCUAGAAUUCAUCAGUGAAGCCAUUUUUUCCUGUGCUUUUCUUGGUUGGAAAUUUUCGACUAUUUGAUUCAGUCUUUUUAUUUGUUGCAGUUCUAUUCAUAUUUCAUGUUUCUUUUUGAGUCAGUUUGGACAAUAUGUAUCUUUCUAGAAAUUUCUCCAUCUCAUCUAGAUUACCUGAUUUGUUGCAGUACAAUUAUUUAUUCUCUUAUAAUCCUUUGUAUUUCUGUAAGGUCGAUUUUAGUAAUUUGAGCCUUCUCUUUUUUUCUAGUUAAAGGUUUGUCAAUUUUGUUGAUCUUUUCAAAGAACCAAUUUCUAGUUUCAUUGAUUCUCUUAAUUGUUUUUCUAUUCCCUGUCUUUAAUAUUUAUUGUUCUCUUCUUUCUACUUGAUUUGGGUUUAGUUUGCUCUUCUUUUUCUAGUUCCUUAAGGUGGAAGGUUCCAUGUGUAUUUGAGAAGAAUAUGUAUUCUUCUAUUGUUGAAUGGAGUGUUCUGUAUAUGUCUGUUAGGUCUUGUUGCUUUAUAGUGUUCUUGGAGUCUUCUAUUUCCCUGUUGAUUUUCUGUCUAGUUGUUCUGUCCAUUACUCAAAGUGGGAUAUUGAAGUCUUCAACUAUUUCUCCAUUCCAUUCUGUCAGUUUUUGCUUCAUAUAUUUUGGUGCUCUGUUGGAAGGUGUAUGUAUGUUUAUAAUUGUUAUAUUUUGAUGGAUUGGCCCUUUUAUCAUUAUAUAAUGUCCUUCUUUGUCUCCUGUAACCUUUUUUGUCUUAAAGUCUGUUUUGCCUGAUACUAAUAUAGGCACUCCAGCUCUCUUUUGCUUACUGUUUGCAUAGACUAUCUUUUUUCAUCCUUUCACUUUUAACCUAUUUGUGUCUUUGAAUCUAAAGUGACUCUCUUAUAGACAACAUAUAGCUGGAUCAGAGAUUUCCUUGAACACCUGGAACCAAAAACAAAACAGAAACUCCCAGUCUUUGCAGAUAAGUUUGUGUAUAUGUUGAGGCACACCUUCGACACUCAGUCAGGCAGUUUACAAUUCUACCUUAGCCUUCACUUCCUGCUUGCACAGAGCCUGAAGAUCAGCAAGAGGUGAGAGCUAGGGCCUCCUCAGUUAUUUUCUGAGCCUGAGCUCAGCCCUGGCACGCAUGUGACCUAGAUUCCCAGGAAUAUGUGGGAGCUUUUCAAAUCCUUUAUUCCUCAAAGCAUCUUGUUCCCCAACCUUUUCUUCUAGACUUUUUGGUUAAUUAUUUUUUGCCCCAAUUGUCAUCCCUUGCCCCAGGUCACUAAUACAUUUGCCUUUAAAUGUUUUCAGUAAAUGCUCCCUACCCCAGCUGCUUAGGCAAAAUAAAGGCAAGUCCUUUUAGCCGGUCCUUCAGGGAACCACCAGACAGUUCAAAACAGCCAACCUCAAUUCUUUCAUAAUAGAGUCUAUCUGCCCCCUCCACUACUAGAUACAAACCAUGCAUAACAGGCUGCUGUCUUCAGGGCCACCACCAGGCUGGGAAGCAGAGAGAAUGGUACCAGGGUAAUUACAAAACUCUUACCAAGAUUUAUCUCUUUCUUGAUUAAGUGUUCCCCUGGUUUCUAUAAGCUUUUGAUUAGAUUCUGAGAUUCAAAAAGCUGAUGUAGACUUUUUUGCCAGUUUAUCAAUUACUUUUGUGGCGGGAUGGACUUUGACGUUCCCUACUCUGUCAUGUUCACUGAUAAUCUGUUUUGAUUUUUACUUUUAUCUUACCUCUUUUACUGCUUUCUGCGACUUCAGGUUUAAUUUGUUCUUUUCCUUUUUUGUUUUGCUUCUAAAUCUGAAAGCUUAUGUCAGGGUUGGCAAGCUUUUUAUGUAAAGGGCUAGAUAAUAAAUAUUUUAGGUUUUGUGGCCUGUCUUAGUCAUGUAGUGCUGCUAUAACAGAAAUACCACAAGUGGAUGGCUUAAAAAGAGAAGUUUACUUCCUCACAGUAAAGCAGUCUAUAAGUCCAAUUUCAGGGCAUUAACUCCAGGGGAAGGCUUUCUCUCUCUGUUGGCCUUCUCAUCAGCCUUCCCCCAGACUAGGAGCUUCUUCAUGCAGGGAUCCCAGGUCCGAAGGAUGCGCCCUGCUCCCAGCACUGCUUUCUUGGUGGUAUGAAGUCCCCAACUCUCUGCUUGCUUCCCUUCCCUUUUACCUCUUGUAACGUAAGAGGUGGUGCAGGUCCACCCUAGGAAAACUCCCUUUACGUUGGAUCAGGGAUGUGACCUUAGUAAGGGUAUUAGAGUCCCACCCUAACCCUCUUUGAGAUAAAAUUACAGUCACAAAAUGGAGGACAACCACACAAUACUGGAAAUCAUGGCCCAGCCAAAUUGAUAACACACACUUUUGCGGGGACAGGAAAAAAAAAAUUUUUUUUUUUUUUUAAAUUGAAUUCAUGAUGCAGCCCAAGAGGAAAAAUUGAGGAUAUUAUGUAGGCAGAGGCCUAUCUGGGCGGGGAGUGGGUGCCCUGUGUGCUGCUUGAGGUGAGGCACCAAUGAACAAUUUCUACCGACCAUCACAGUUUCCAUCACCAGUUGUGAGAGAUCAUUCAGCAAUUUAACACUAGUUGCCCCAGGUGCUACUUUAUGUAGAUAGGCCCCUGUAGGUAGGUACUUACAUACCGAGAAAAUAAGUUUCCACAGAUUUAUUAUUAGAUAUCAAAAUAUAACAAUAAUUGCAUACAAUUUUUUGUAAUGCAUGUCUACUAAUGUGAGAGAGUGGAAUUCUUUUCCUCUAGGGUAUGAAGUUAGUAUUCCCUAUCAAUGAAGUUUAUAGCAAAUACCUGUUAAUGCUGAUCUGUAAGGAGAUUUUAUAAUUUCAUCUUUGAGAAUAUCUUUUCAUACAGAUAGUUAUCUGCCAAAUCCCAAUACCAGUCCACUUAUGUAUGAUUUUAAUUGAGCACAGUCAUCACUUGGAAGGCAUUUGUAAAAUACUAUUAGGAUCUUGUCUUAAUACUUUGACAUGUCAAUCAAUACGUUACAGAUUGAUCACUUCCAUCUGAAGAUAGGGAAGCCUCAAUUAGAUUUUGAAAUAGGGAAAUUUCCUUUGCACUUGCAUCGAGGUCUAAAAAAUGUUCAUAGAACUGUAAUCUGAGCUCAGAAACAUGUUGAUGUUGCUGUUAAGUGCUGUCAAGUGGAUCCCGACUCGUAGCGAGCCUGUGCACAACGGAACGAAACACUGCCUGGUCCUGCGCCAUCCUCACAAUUGUUGCUGUGCUUGUACCUAUUGUUGCAGCCACUGUGUCAAUCCGUCUCGUUGAAGGUCUUCCUCUUUUUUGCUGACCCUCUACCAAGAAUGAUGUCCUUCUCCAGGGACUGAUCCCUCCUGAUAACAUGUCCAGAGUAUGUGAGACAUAGUCUCACCAUCCUUGCUUCUAAGGAGCAUUCUGGCUGUACUUCCUCCAAGACAGAUUUGUUCAUUCUUUUGGCAGUCCGUGGUACAGUCAGUAUUCUUUGCCAACACCACAAUUCAAAGGAGUCAGUUCUUCAGUCUUCUUUAUUCAUUGUCCAGCUUUCACAUGCAUAUGAGGCGAUUGAGAAUACCAUGGCUUGGGUCAGGUGCACCUUUAUGCUCAAGGUGACGUCUUUGCUUUUCAACACUUUAAAGAGGCCUUUUGCAGCCGAUUUGUUCAUAGCAAUGCGUCUUUUGAUUUCUUGACUGCUGCUUCCAUGGGUGUUGAUUGUGGAUCCAAGUAAAAUGAAAUCCUUGACAACUUCAAUCUUUUCUCCGUUUAUCAUGAUGUUUCUUAUCGGUCCAGUUGUGAGGAUUUUUGUUUUCUUUAUGUUCAAGUGUAAUCCAUACUGACGGCUGUGGUCUUUGAUCUUCAUCAGUAAGUGCUUCAAGUCCUUGUCACUUUCAGCAAGCAAUGUUAUGUCAUCUGUAUGAUGCAGGCUGUUAAUGAGUCUUCCUCCAAUCCUAAUGCCCCAUUCUUCAUAUAGUCCAGCUCCACUGCAAAUUUGUAUGGGAAUGGAGAUCUUGCUUCUUGUUUUAACUUCUGACAGCACAGGAAGUGUUUAAAAUAGCUUAAAAUUACUUGUGAUUCAAACAAAAUUACUUUUUGAAAUGACUUACACAGUGUAAGCUUUCGAUAUAAGCCGUGUUUUGCCUUGUAAUUUUUAGGUUGAAUUCAUGAAGAAACUUCAUCAAGUCUGCAGCAGAAGCUAAUUUACAAAGCCAAGCAGUGUUCAGUAAUGAUGGUUGAGGGCAGUUCUUUUAAAAAAAAAAAUUCACUCUUGACCUCGAGCUCAAAAAACUGCAAUCAAACUUUAUCAAUGCUAAGUCAUUGGACUGCUGUGGUAGUGCAAGUCAGAAUAUCCAGCUUUUAUUUUUUUGCUUUUUUAAGUAACAACUUUAUUAAGAUAAAAUUUACAUACCAUACAAUUCACACAUUUAAAGUAGUUUUUAUUAUAUUCACAUAGUCGUACAACCAUCACCCUCAUCAAUUUUAGAACAUUUUCAUCACCCCAAAGAACGCCCAUACCUAUUAGUCAAUCUCCAUUCCACCCUCCCCCAACUCCUGCAGCCGGAGAUAAUCACUAAUCUACUUUCUGUCUCUGUGGAUUUGUGUACCAUGUACAAUACAUGGUAACCCUGGUGGCCUAGUGGUUAAGAGCUACAGCUGCCAAUUAAAAGGUCGGCAGCUGAAGUCCACCAAGAGCUCCUUGGAAACCAUAUGGGGCAGUUCUACUCUGUCCUGUAGGGUCACUAUGAGUCGGAAUCGACACAACGGCAAUGGGUGGUUUUGGGUUUUAUACAAUAUGUGGCUUUUGUGACUAGCGUCUUUCACUUAGCAUAACGUUUUCAAGGUUCAUCUAUGUUGUGCAUGUAUCGGUAUUUUACUGUUUUUAUUGCUGAGUAAUAUUCCACUAUAUGGGUAUAUUACAAUUGCUUAUCCGUUUAUCAGUUGACGGACAUGGGUUCAUGAAUAAGGCUGCUAUAAACAUUCGUGUACAAGUUUUUGUGUGGACAUAUGUUUUCAUUUCUCUUCCAACUAGGAGUGGAAUUUCUGGGCCAUGUGGUAACUCUAUGGUUAGCUUUUUUUUUUUAAUUUUUACUGUGCUUUAAGUGAAAGUUUACAAAUCAAGUCAGUCUCUCAUACAAAAAUUUAUAUACACCUUGCUUAUAUACUCCUAGUUGCUCUCCACCUAAUGAGACGGCACAGUCCUUCUUUCUACUCUCUAUUUUCGUGUUCAUUUGGCCAGCUUCUGACACCUUCUGCCCUCUCAUCUCCCAUCCAGACAGGAGCUGCCCAUAUAGUCUCAUGUGUCUACUUGAUCCAAGAAGCCCAUUCUUCACCAGUAUCAUUUUCUAUAAAAAAAAAAAAAAAAAAUACCGUAGUCCAGUCCAAUCCCUGUCUGAAGAGUUGGCUUUGGGAAUGGUUCCUGUCUUGGGCUAACAGAAGGUCUGGGGACCAUGACCUCCGGGGUCCUUCUAGUCUCAGUCAGACCAUUAAGUGUGGUCUUUUUAUGAGACGUUGAGGUCUGCAUCCCACUGCUCUCCUGUUCCUUCAGGGGUUCUCUGUUAUGUUCCCUAUCUGGGCAGUCCAGCUUUUAUUUUUGACAAAAUUCAUGGAACUGACAGUGGAUAAGUCCAUGAGGGCAAAUGAAAUUCACUGCUAACACUACUGGUUUAAUAACACCUGAUAGCUUCAAACAUUUUUUGCGAAGUAUCUGCUUGUGAAUAAUACAAUGAAUGGAUACAGGUAGAAUGAGGACGCAAUGUGUGUAACCAAUGUCAUUGAACUAUACAUGUAGAAAUUGUGAAUGGAUGUAUGUUUAGUUGUGUAUAUUGCCAUAAAAAAUAAAUAAAAAUAAUAAUGAAUAACCAUAGGCUUUAAAUAGCUUCCACAAACUUAGUAAAUUUGUCCAACUAACCUGUAUUCUGCUCCAUACAUAGAUUUCCCAUCAUCUGUUGUAAUACGUGUUAAUAUAUUCUACUUCAUGUUGUACUGAAUUAGUGUUUAUUCAACUUCUGUGAAAAUAUUCUCACCUGUAGUUGUUCCACCCAAACUGUUCGUAGAGGGCUAAGUCUUCAGUCACUUCAUACUUGCCAUUGACUCCUUGAAUAAACAACUGAGCAGUGCUGAUAGCAUGUGUCCACUCAUCAAGAGACAAGUCAUUCAAAAUUAUUUGGCUUGUUUUUUAAUUGACUACUGAUGUUGCUUGUAAUCAACUUUUCGGACAGCUCUUCUCACCAAAAGGCUAAUAAUUUUAAACAAGGUCAUUUUCUCUGGACACAUUGCUUUGAAUACUACAAUCAAAUACAAUCUAAUUAACUCAUUAUUGGUAAACAGUUUUCCUUGCUUGGUUAACAAAUGAGCCACUUGGAAACUUUUCUUCAUGUGCAGCCUCAUUUCAUAGUUUACUUUUGUGAAGAAAUUCUGCUAUAAUGAGAUACUCAUUUUUUAAAUUUAUUAUUGCACUGUUGGCUGCUUUCUUGUGAGUUGAGAAUAUUAUGAGGAGUGCCUAGUCUGGAAAUGACAGCAUAAUGCAUACUUUUAGCGCAGUGUCAUGUAUUGAAUUGUAUCCCCCAAAAGUAUGUGUAUCAAUUUGGCUAGGUCAUUAUUCCCAAUAUUAUGUGAUUGUCCACCAUUUUGUCAUCUGAUCUGGUUUUUCUGUGUUUUGUAAAUCCUAAUCUCUGCCUGUGGUUAAUGAGGCAAGAUUAGAUUAUGUUAAGAGGGUUAGGGUGGGGUUAUAACACCCUUACUCAGGUCACAUACCUGAUCCAAUGUAAAGGGAGUUUCCCUGGGAUGUGACCUGCACCACCUUUUAUCUUACAAGAGAUAAAAGGAAAGGGAAGUGAGCAGAGAGUUGGGGAUCUCAUACCACCAAGAAAGCAGCACUGGGAGCAGAGCAUGUCCUUUGGAGCCAGGGUGCCUGCAUGGAGAACCUCAUAGAUCAAGGAAGAUUGAUGACAAGGACCUUCCUGCAGAGCUAAUAGAAGAAGCCUUUCCCUAGAACUGGCGCCCUGAAUUUAGACUUCUAGCCUACUAGACUGGGACAGAAUAAACUUCCCUUUGUUAAAGCCA
Loxodonta africana (African savanna elephant) is the source of this 12813-nucleotide messenger RNA. RefSeq names its product timeless circadian regulator (gene TIMELESS). The record is from RefSeq and is a predicted model, not a curated record. Gene Ontology annotation, molecular function: DNA binding. Gene Ontology annotation, cellular component: replication fork protection complex. Gene Ontology annotation, biological process: DNA replication checkpoint signaling; replication fork arrest; DNA repair. NCBI's taxonomy places the organism in Eukaryota, Metazoa, Chordata, Mammalia, Proboscidea, Elephantidae. Bases 164 to 3790 code for a protein of 1208 amino acids. The transcript is spliced from 29 exons.